UGCCCAGGUAAACGGUAUACCACAUGUGCCCGUGCCCUAGGCUUCCUGUCAGAGUUAAAUCCUAGCGUGAUAUUAGCUUUCUGCAUCAGGAAAUGAUAAGAAUCAUCGUUCAUUCGCUUGCAAUAGUUCAAAUCCUGUAAAUUAAGGAUAUGCGGCGAUCGGACAUUUCGGAAAAUCGUCUCGUCUCGCCUACCUCCUCCUUCUGCCGUGGCUUCAUAAAGCACCCGUUUUGAAGCUGACUGUGCUGUCCCGGCUGGAGCCAUGAAUAAAAAACUUUACUUGGCGAUGUCGCGGCGGCGGGUCUCGAGUCCUCAGACGACGCAACAGUUGUGGGAUGCAAUCAGGAUAACCAGCUACCAGAGACAAAUUCCAGAUAUUACCAGAAUUUCGCGGUAUAUGAGCCGAAUACAUGGAGUUAAUGAAGAUGAGGUUCGUCGUCAGCUUAGCUACUGUGUACGUGAUGGUCUUAUUCGUCUUGUAAAACGAUUAGGGUAUAAAGGGAAAAAAAUUGGUGUGGAACAAGAAAGCUACAGGCUCCCUAAGCCAAAGAUGCUUCCCCGUGACGAUCAUGAUUGGUAUUGUUUUGAGUGCCAUAGUGGAGGUGAUGUCAUUUGUUGUACAUCAUGCCACCGAGUAUUUCACCUAGCUUGUAUUGAAAAAGAGGAGCUCCCAGAAGAUGAUGUAAAGAACAAGUUUCUUUGCAACGUCUGCAAGAAUUGUGAAGGCACCGAGGAAAACUUCAAAAUUAAGAGAGUCCAACUAAAUCGAUUACUAACAUUUACCUGUGCAAGACUGAAAGAGAAGUUACCAGCCACUAUAAUGGACCGAAUGGUGCCGAGCAAUGCAUCCUACAUAUCUGACAGAACGAGUUCAGUGGCAUCUCAUCAAAGAAGGGCAAGUGGCACCACAACAGACUCAAAUAUUAAGUGGGUGUCAGAUGAAGCUGAUGCAGCAUGGCGUAUACGAAACCUUGUAUAUAGUCCGAUGGAUUUAAAUAUCAUGGAAAAAAAAGCUCUGAAGAAUAAGUAUAGAAGUCUUGAGCAGUUCCGUGCUGAUGCUCAAACUAUUGUCCACAACGUUGUUAUUUAUCAUGGAGAUGGAACAAAAUCAAGAUUGAAACGAGAUGCACCUUGGGUCCACAGUCCGUUGGCUGACAUGGCAAGGCAAAUGCUCCGUGAUUGUAAUUAUGAUGUUCAAGAAAUUAAGCAAUGCCGAGAUUGCUACAGGAUGUCAAAUGAGAAGUUGGAACGUCACUGGUUUUGCCAACCCUGUCGCCCACCUCAUCAGCUUGUCUAUGCUAAACAGAAAAGCUUCCCCUAUUGGCCAGCUAAGGUCAUUAAAAUUGAUGGUGACAAGUAUGAUGUCCGAUUUUUUGGGGGACACCACCAGAGAGCUAUAAUUGAGAAAGCCUUUAUUCGUCAAAUUUCGGUCAACAUUCACACACUUCAAGUGAAGAAAACGUCCUCCUGGAACAAAGCUUGUGAGGAACUGAAACGUCACCAAACACUUUUGGAGGAAAUGAGACGUGCCACUAAUGACUUUACCAAGUUUGAAUCCUCAGAAGAUGAAGAUGUAGAAGAAGAAGACGACUCUGAAGAAGAGGAAAUAUCUAAGGUUGAAAAAGAAAACGGUGACGAUGAUGAUGAAGAAGAAGAGGAGGAAGAAGAGGAGGAGGAGGAAGAACAGGAAGAACCAGAGGACCAAGAUCAUCGUCUUGCAGUGGAUGUGACUGCUGCUAAAGAGGAGGAAGAUAGUGCUGAAAGUGCCCAAAGUGCUGAAAGUGUACCUGUGCCAUCCCCACCCAUUGUUGCUGGCCAAGAACCAGUGGUAGAGCCUCCUAAGAAACGGGGUCGUAAGCGAAAACACAAAGAAAACAUUGAGAGUGAAAAAACUCUUGAGGAGGAUGAAACAAUUUCAUCGACAUCUGUCAAACGAAAGUUAAAGAGGGAUGGAACAGUACAAGAAGAUACCACAGUAACUUCCUCUUCUUGUGAAGAACCAAUUAACAGAUCCUUUGCAACACAGACUAACAAAAAAGCCUCUGUGGUUCCGACAACACUUAGCAAGGAAAUUGCUAAAGCUGUUAAAGAUGCUUUGGAAAAGCAACGACGUGAAUUUGAUGAAGAAAAAGCGGAAAUGGAGGAAGAACGUGCAAAAGCUGUGGCAAAUGCAGUGAGAAGCUUAGAGCAAGAUUUGGCACGUAUGCAAACCGAACAUUCAGAAGUUAUUGCUGACUUGGAAGACAAACACAGAGCUACGAUAUCAGAAGUUAAAAAGAAACAAUGGUGCUACAACUGCGAACUGGAAGCAAUCUACCACUGCUGCUGGAAUACUGCAUACUGCAGCAUUGACUGUCAGCAAACACACUGGCAGAAAGAACAUAAGAAAGUGUGCAGAAGGAAGCGUUAGACUCAUAGCACUAUUAUGCAAACUAAAGUGUACCUGAGUUCAAGGCGUCUUGUUUGCUUUCGACAAAUAUUGUUAUUAAAUUUAUUUUGUGAUCUCUUCAUACUA
Messenger RNA from Thrips palmi, 2514 nucleotides. RefSeq names its product zinc finger MYND domain-containing protein 11. NCBI's taxonomy places the organism in Eukaryota, Metazoa, Arthropoda, Insecta, Thysanoptera, Thripidae. The transcript has 17 exons. Gene Ontology annotation, biological process: regulation of transcription elongation by RNA polymerase II. Gene Ontology annotation, molecular function: protein binding; DNA binding; transcription corepressor activity. The record is from RefSeq and is a predicted model, not a curated record. The coding region runs from base 262 to 2409 and encodes 715 amino acids.